Molecule: messenger RNA, 1485 nt
Organism: Conger conger (European conger)
Lineage: Eukaryota; Metazoa; Chordata; Actinopteri; Anguilliformes; Congridae
Gene: gpatch11
Product: G patch domain containing 11
Exons: 8
Coding region: 363-1160 (265 amino acids)
Cellular component (GO): kinetochore
Molecular function (GO): nucleic acid binding
Source: RefSeq, a predicted model, not a curated record
GCAGCGAACGCUACAUAAAUGUAAGCGAAUUGUGAACAUCCGAUCACCAUCAUCGAAAAGGAAAAAGACAGUAUUUUCUCAGACCAAUAUUUCGUCUGAUUAAUAAUGGUAGUCACUAUGUUUGCAUUAAUGUUUUAAAUUGCAUGGAACGUUCGACUGUAGAACUCGAGUACUACCAGAUUUUUUGAAAACCGAAGGACCAGAAGAUGCUAGCUAGCUGUCUAGCAUUUGCUGGGCAUCACAUCAUAUUACAUCAGCGUAGGCAGCGUAACGCAAGCUAAUGUAAACAUAGUUUGGUAUUGUUGGUGAGCUAUAAAUUGGCUGAUAUAACACUUGUUUAAGUCGCCAUUGAAAUCACUGAAAUGGCAGGCGAUGAAGAUGAUUAUAUGUCAGAUGCCUUCCUCAAGCAGAUGGAAGAAGUGAGACCAGGCAUGCCCAUGGUGAAACGAGUGAAAGAUGCAAUAAAAAGGGAAGCCUCGCACAAGGAAAAAAAUGAAAAGAACCGUCAGAAGACCUACAAGGAGCAGGAGCAGGAGAGUCGCGAGGCCGUGCUGCACAACAGCAUCAGCAAUGAAAAUCGAGGCUUUGCGAUGCUACAGAAAAUGGGCUACAAAGCUGGCCAAGGGCUGGGAAAACAUGGGGCAGGACGAGUUGAACCUAUUCCACUGAAUAUCAAAACGGAUCGCGGUGGUAUUGGAAUAGAGGAAGUGAAGAAGCGGAAGGCGGAGGAGCGGCUGGAGCACUAUCGACGCAAGGUGCAGGUGAAGCAGCACACCGAGAAGCAGUCCCUGGAGGACUACAGGGCGAGGAUGAGGACGGAGAGGGAGGAGAGGCAGGCGGAAGGGGAUCUCCGGAGGAGCCAGAGGGCUUGCGAGCAGCUGGACAGCCAGAAGUGCAUCGGUGUCCCAAGGGAGAGCUGGUACUGGCCGGAGGCUAACCAUGAUAAAGAGGAAGAGGAAGAGGGCGACAGAGAUCCUGAAGCCAAGCAAGAGAGCGAAGACAAUGAGGAAGAGGAGCUGAGUUCUCUGGACAAGUUGCAGAUUUUGACAUCGUACCUAAGAGGCGUGCAUUUCUACUGCAUAUGGUGUGGGACCAUGUACAAUGACGAAGAGGAUUUGACAUCAAACUGUCCAGGUGACACAGCCAUGGACCAUGACUGAAUAGGCCAGUGUCCUGGAACCUCAGGAACGUCCCUGUCAUUAUGUUGCCAAGUGAUUCGUUAUGUUGCUAAGGGAUCCUGAGUACCGACUGGUCUAAACUGAAACUGUUUCAAUUGGCUCGUAUCAGACACACUGUAUAUACCAACAAUGUAUUUCAUAGUAUUUUGUCGAAUAGCUCUUCUGCUUUAGUAAUGUUAUUAAAAAGAAUUAAAUAGCUGUAGUCUAAUUUGGUGUCUGCCUUGAAUAGAAAACUAAAGUUAAUGUAUUAAGGGAGAAUUGUUUUUGUAAAUUAAAGGUUUUCUCCUAAUGAAUGUUUAAUCUUCAA